Lathyrus oleraceus (garden pea) is the source of this 2036-nucleotide messenger RNA. RefSeq names its product ERAD-associated E3 ubiquitin-protein ligase HRD1B. Lineage: Eukaryota; Viridiplantae; Streptophyta; Magnoliopsida; Fabales; Fabaceae. Gene Ontology annotation, cellular component: endomembrane system. The transcript is spliced from 8 exons. The record is from RefSeq and is a predicted model, not a curated record. Bases 164 to 1714 code for a protein of 516 amino acids. Gene Ontology annotation, biological process: proteasome-mediated ubiquitin-dependent protein catabolic process; ERAD pathway. Gene Ontology annotation, molecular function: ubiquitin protein ligase activity.
GUUACACUUACAUCAUUUUCUUAAAUUAAAAAAAGAAUAGUUUAUCAACUAAUAAUAUUUAUCUUCAACCCUGAAAAUUGGAAAUCGACGGCAAGAUCAAAAGGCACCGACGACGUCUCUAUUCUCCGUUCCAUCUCCGAUCCUACAAUUUCAAUAGAGGAACAUGAUGAGGUUGAAGACAUAUGCUGGUCUUAGUUUGAUUGCAACUUUGGCUAUUGCAUAUCAUGCAUUUAACAGUAGAGGGCAAUUUUAUCCCGCGAUGGUGUAUCUUUCGACUUCCAAGAUAAGUUUGGUGCUUCUUCUCAAUAUGGGUUUGGUUAUCAUGUGUGUUUUGUGGCAAUUGACAAAGAAGAUAUUCUUGGGUUCACUUCGAGAGGCGGAGGUUGAUAGGCUUAAUGAGCAAUCGUGGAGGGAGGUUAUGGAGAUUCUGUUUGCGAUUACUAUUUUUAGGCAGGAUUUUUCGGUUACGUUCCUUGCCAUGGUUACGGCUUUGUUGUUAAUUAAGGCUUUGCAUUGGUUGGCUCAGAAGAGAGUAGAGUAUAUUGAGACUACUCCUACCGUGACCAUGUUGUCUCAUAUUCGAAUUGUAUCUUUUAUGGGCUUCCUUCUUCUUAUAGAUAGCCUUUUCUUAUAUAAUUCUUUGAAGCAUUUGAUAGAUACGUGGCAGGCUUCUGUUUCUCUGUUCUUUGCUUUCGAGUACAUGAUACUGGCAACAACAACAGUGUCGAUUUUUGUAAAAUAUAUUUUCUAUGUCAGUGACAUGCUUAUGGAGGGACAGUGGGAAAAGAAACCAGUCUUCACGUUUUACCUAGAACUUAUUAAGGACUUGCUGCACUUGUCCAUGUAUCUGUGCUUCUUCUUUGUUAUUUUUGUAAACUACGGUAUUCCCUUGCACCUAAUACGGGAGUUGUACGAGACAUUUAGGAACUUCAAAGUUCGCAUUGCAGAUUACAUUAGAUAUCGUAAGAUCACUUCAAAUAUGAAUGAUCGCUUUCCAGAUGCAACCCCCGAAGAGCUUGAUGCUAGUGAUGCAACAUGUAUUAUCUGUCGUGAAGAGAUGACUGCUGCUAAGAAACUUAUAUGUGGACACCUUUUUCAUGUCCAUUGCCUCCGAUCAUGGUUAGAGCGACAACAUACUUGCCCAACCUGCAGAGCCUUGGUUGUACCAGCCGAAAAUGGAACAUCUGUUGCUGGGGGUCAGCAAGGAUCACAAUCAAAUGGUCAUCAACAAGGUCAAACCGAGCUUGACAGUGGGGGAGCAACUGAUAGUGUGAGUCGCCAUCAAGCUAGACUCCAAGCAGCUGCUGCUGCAGCUUCAAUAUAUGAGAAGUCUUAUGUUUAUCCCUCGGUAACUUAUUCUGUACGCAGUAUUGAUCUUAAUGGAGAACAAGCUUCAAGUGAGCAAGCACAACAGAAGUUUCAUAACCCUGGUGGGCCAAGAGAUGUACCCUUUCCUCCGAUGGGACAAUCUCUUCCUUCUCAACCAUACGCGGCGCCUUCCAAUUAUGGAGAGAGGAUUGGAAAUGAUCGAAAUUCCCGAAAGGUUGUGUUUGAAGCUCAUAAACAAAUGUUUCAAGAACAGAUUGAGAUUCUGCAAGAACAUAUACAGAAACUGGAGACCACCUAUGCUGAAGGAAGUGUAGAUGGUGGCAUGCCAUCAUCAGCAAGCAGAGACAAGCUUAGCGUUUCCUCGGAGAAUCAAGAGGGAGCAUAAAAUCGACUGUUUAUGUCGGGUCUAUAGCAGGGGUCUAUACCAGGAGAAUACUAAAUGUAGAUAUAGGAAGAGGAAACCAGGGGGAAUAACAGUAUUGCUUUAGUGUGACAUCUGUUCUUUGGGAUACUGAUAUUGUACAUGCACAGUGCCCCUUAAAAUUGAUUUCUUUGUUUUUUUUAUUUUAAUCGUGAGAUGAAAAAAUUGCUGAACAUUUUGUCAUAAAUAACCAUAAUAUGUGAUGGCUUCCCGGUUAUAAAUGACAUGUAUAUGUUUAGUAAUGUGAAUAGUUCCAUAUUUUUUAUGAUCAGAAAAUUUCUAUUAA